AUGGCCUACAAAGAGGAGGUGACUCCUAAGCCGGACUCUGCGGUCCUGGUCAAACCCCUCGUGGUAUCACAUUCUGACCCUGACUCUGAGCCGCCUCAACCCGGCCAUCCCAAAGGCCUUAAGCCAGCGGCGCUAAAGGUGAAGCAGGAAGGGCAUGACAGCCUCUAUCUCCACACCGAGCCCAAGGUCGUCAAGUGCACGUGGGAGCAGUUCAAGAACCGGUUCCACAAUGCGGACAAGGCAAGCUUUGAAAUAGCGACGGUCGAGCUUUUGAUGACGAGUGAGACGCUGGACGAGGACAUUGAAGUGGAGCGUCUGAGACGCAUGGACGCUGAAAGGAGGGAGAAGUACCUGACCGGAUAUCGACGCCCUACGCAACCCAGACACGCGGCUACGUGGACGAGCGGGCUUCCGUUCGAGCGCAUCCGCAUCAACUCAACCAACGUCAACAGAUACCUUGCUCGUGCCAGCGGCAACAGCCCGUGGCCUGCCGAGCCACACACGUUCCUAAUCCCGUUUGCUUUCCUAAUCCACCACCAUGAUAUGAUGCGGACGGAAUUAAAGAGGCUGGGAGACAGGUUUGUCCCUGCGCAUGCUGGGGAAAGGGGCGAGGAAGCUACGUUUCAACGGCGCGAGAUCAGGCCAUUGACAAAGGAGGAGACCCUAGCGGAGGCCAUGGAGACCGGAGAAGCCUACCUGCAGAUGCAAUGCUACGUCAAAUUCGUCGACGACACUCUGAUACCGCACUACAACCAGUUCGACAAGGCCAAUUACAGCGAGCCCAAGAAGAUCCGGUUCGAUGAUCUCUGGUGUCUCUUCCGCUAUGGCGAGCUUCUCUGCCGCCCCAACAACUCGGUCGCGGUACGCAGACACGACCGCGUAGCUCCCUUCGGCCCUUACUUCAACGGAGGCGAUGACCUCCGGACCGUAUCUCAUGGGCCAUCGGGGGGCGCCUCUGCGUCAGUCGAUACGCACUCCGUCAUCCGCGCCAAGAGGAUCGACAUACCCAGAUACAAGUGGGAUAUGAACGCCGGCGACGACCCAGAUGACGACUACCGGAUGAGGUCGUCAAGAGAGCCAGUCGGCGUGGAGGGGUUCUACAUCGACUACGACGGGACCAAGUUCGCCCCAGUCAGCACCUACAUUGAGAUCGAGUUUUUCCGCGGCGAGAUGGAGAUUCACAAGCUACCCGUCUUUCCGAUACGGUUCCUUCAGAACGAGGAGAGCCUGCUCGGGCAGCUCUGCCGCAGGGGCCAGCAGUUCCGCAAGCUCGUCACCGAGGCAGGUAGCGGACGGGCCUUCGAAUACGACGGCUGGUCGCGGACGACGACGCCGCUCGGGAAACCCAUCUCAAUGACCCUCCAGACCGAGAGCUCUUCGUGGUUAAAAGACACCAUGCGCGAGACCAUACGCGAUAUCUUGGGCGUCGGCCCGGUGGCUCAAAUCCAACCAGAGUAUAUCUCGAGCACCAUCAUUAUGGACUUCCAAGAAGCCUACCACAGCAUACCAGCUUGGCGGCCCAACUUUGACAUGUCCAAGUCCCGCGUGGACAUCAUGCCCGACAUGGUUUAUGACAGUUUUCCCAUCAUGUGCUGGGCCGAUGAGAGUCGCGAGAAGGAAGCCGCCGCCAAGGUGCGCGAGUUAGUCGUCGCCGAUGACCGCGUGGCGAGCGUCCUAUGGAACAAUUUACUACAAACUGAUCGGUUCAGUAGCAGCGAGCCAGGCGACAACACGAGGGCAGAAGACCAGGUCUUUGCGGAUCGCGACUUUGUCCUGCUUCCUGGGAGAGUCAUGGCCUACGCAUUGCGAGACAGGAAAUUCUUCAACGCCGACGUGUCCUCCGUGAGAGAAACCCAUUGGCCAUCCGGGGACAAGAGCCCAUUCAACUCGCUCAUGAUCAACCCUGAGCACAAAACCAUGAUCCUCUCCAUCGUCCAGGAGCAUUUCGAGAAAAAGAUGUUGGUCGGGCAGCUCCAACAGCUCGCUGUCUCUAACAGGGGCAAAACCGGCGACAACGGGGACCUCGAACUGACACUGCCAGACCAGGACUUUAUCAAGGGCAAGGGCAAGGGUCUGGUGAUUUUGCUGCACGGUGCGCCGGGGGUUGGCAAGACAGCCACGGCCGAGGCUGUGGCUCUCUUAUACAAGCGGCCGCUGUUCCUAAUCACCUGUGGUGAUCUCGGCACUACCCCUGAGUCCGUUGAGGGAGGACUGAAGCAGAUCUUUCGCCUGGCUAAUCUCUGGGACUGGACAAACAGCAUCCUGCUCUUGGACGAAGCCGACAUCUUCUUGUCCCAGAGAGAAAAAGGCGACGAAAGCGUCACCCGUAAUGCCAUGGUAUCAAUCUUCCUCAGAACACUGGAAUACUACCCCGGAAUCCUAUUCCUAACCACAAACCGCCCCGGGGUUCUCGACGAGGCGGUCAAAUCACGCGUGCACGUGAACCUGAACUACCCAGCCUUCACCCUCGACCAAACACUCGAACUGUUCAAAAUAAACAUCGAACGCCUCGAAGACAUCGAAAAGGUGCGGUUCAAAGCCCAGCAAGCGAGUCCAAACCCCGGACCCGCUAGACAACCAAUGGAGAUCCGCAAGAACGAGAUCCUCAAAUUUGCCACAAAGCACUACAACGGCGACAAGGCCCUCCGCUGGAACGGCCGACAAAUCCGCAACGCCUUCCAGAUCGCCGCCUCCCUAGCCCGCUUCCAACACCAACAACCCCAACCCCAACCCCAACCACACCAAGACCAGCCCCCCGCGGCCCCCUACCUCGGCAAAGCGCACUUCAAACAAGUCGCCCAAGCCACCGCCUCCUUCGACAAGAUGCGCCGCGACCUGCUCGGCGUGUCGGACGGCGAGCUGGCCUUCCACCGCAUUGAGCGUGCGCCCGACGGCCCCGACCUUCUCCACACCGACGAGGCGGGCCGGGAUGGGCGCCGGGAUGAGCGCCGGGGGGGAGGGUGCUCGGGCCCGGGAUAG
Chaetomium globosum CBS 148.51 is the source of this 2979-nucleotide messenger RNA. RefSeq lists its product as uncharacterized. The record is from RefSeq and is a predicted model, not a curated record. Lineage: Eukaryota; Fungi; Ascomycota; Sordariomycetes; Sordariales; Chaetomiaceae. The coding region runs from base 1 to 2979 and encodes 992 amino acids. The transcript has 5 exons. Gene Ontology annotation, molecular function: ATP binding; ATP hydrolysis activity.